This is a messenger RNA of Notechis scutatus (mainland tiger snake), 766 nucleotides long. NCBI's taxonomy places the organism in Eukaryota, Metazoa, Chordata, Lepidosauria, Squamata, Elapidae. The record is from RefSeq and is a predicted model, not a curated record.
AACUCGGAUGCAGAUGGAGGAAGAGGGGCCGAACACCACCGUCUUCAACCUCCUGAAGACGUUUGACACCUACGCGGCCCUCUAUAAGGAAGAAUCGUCCGGGGAGGAUUCGUUUCUCAAAAUCGACUCACUGCCUCAUCCGGACUCACUCCAGACCCAAUACGAGCAAAAGAUGAAGAGAUGGAGGCCUGGCCAGCCUUCUUCAACAGCUUCAUGGGAUUACUUCUUGGUCUCUUUUCCCUUUUGGGCAACGGGUCCUCUGGAAGAGCAGGCCGAGCAAAUCCAUUCGGACACGCGGCUGUUGCAGAUGAAACGGGAGAAAAUGCAGAUGGAAUUAAGUCACAAAAGGGCCCGGAUUGAACUCGAGAAGACAGCCAACCUGAACGCCAACAAGUUUGAGCGGGAAGCUGAGUGUAACCAGGAGCUCCUUAAGCGCAUCAAGCAGUGUCAGGAAAGGGAAACCGAGAUCAAAAAUACCCUUCAGGAACAACUCGAGAUCAACAAGACCUGCCAGGAGAACAUAGAGACCCUGAAUAAGAAGCUGCAGGAGAAGGAGAUCAAGCUGGCCGAGGCGAAUGAAGUGAGGGCCGAGCCGCUGAUUUGGUGAAUGUGUCUUUGGUGUCAUUUUGGAGCAGACGUGGGUGGAUAGUCCAAAUAACUUGUGUUUCAGGAAUGAGGUGACUGUUUAAAAAAAGAACGACACCGAGUGGUCUCUUUUCCUUGAAAUGAAUGGCAGCAUCUUCUGAUGCUUUAAGGCUGGGGCAGC